GUGUGUUAUGAAAGUUGAUACUCACGUCAAGGCCUGUGUGGAGCGUCUUCUUUUGCGUGGAGGGCUGUUCAGCGGCUUUUCACCCCAUCCCGAGACACUUCUUAUGCGACCUGUAUCAGCUGGAGCUUCUUUCCCGGUCCCUCCUGAAGAGGAUGCACUUCGCUACAGCCCUACGUGGGAAUCCGAUGAUGAAUACACCGACUUUGCCUACUCAGAUCUUUACAUGAAUGGGCAUUUCACAGACUACAAUAAUGGAGUGCUCAGAAGCGAAACAAACAAUGAACAUGAAGAGAUGCCGGCGAUGGUUUGUGACAUUGAAACGGGAAAGAUUAUCGAAGACCCGGAAAAUGACCAGGAUGGGACACUUAAUCCAGGAACCCCCAAAGGAGAAUAUACAGUAUCAGAAUACAAUGAAGUGUUAGUCAAUCUCAUGAAUCAACUGUUUCACGAUAUUUUGACAGAUGAUAAUCGGAAAAUUCUCUACUAUAAAUUGCCCGAGAACAAACACUACAAGGCAUACAUCGAGCAGGUAAAAAAUCUGCGCGCUGUCAAAGUUUCCGAGGCUCCGCCACAAGAAAGGCUAGCAUUCUUUAUGAAUGUUUUCAACAUGUUGUCGGUUCAUACAACACAGAUCAACGGAGCCCCUCGAAAUAUUUGGGAACGAAGAAAGCUGAUGAACUGCAGCUAUUACCAAAUAGAAAACCACAAAUAUGCUCCACAUUCUAUCUUGAACGGUAUUCUUCGAUCUAAUCGCAAAGGAUUGGCAGCUCUUUGGAAGCCAUUUGGAAAGAAAGACCAGAGAUUACCACUGAUACUUCCACACUGCGAACCUCUUAUACACUUCGCACUCAACACUGGCACUCGAUCUACCCCACCUAUCAGAGCCUACACUUGCAAGUCUGUCUAUGACGAACUUCGCGACAAUGCUUGCAAAGCGCUCAAAUCAAAUCACUUUCUACGAUUUGAUACGAAAAAUAGAGUCAUCUACCUAGGAAAAGUCUUCAAAUGGUAUGAAAUCGACUUUGGUCGCAGCACAGAAAUGGUGCUUGAAUAUCUCCUGGACUUGAUGAGCAGGACGAAUUCAAAGAAAAAACGGAUGCUUGAGGAUUGGUUGUGCGACGGCAAUGUAGAAGUAGAUUACAUGACUCAUGACUGGAUGUUUAAUGGGCAAAUGAGUGAGAUAGAGUUGAAAUGAAGAGUAAAAUGUGUCUUACCUUACCUAGCGG
Messenger RNA from Cylicocyclus nassatus, 1226 nucleotides. The record is from the annotation of a GenBank genome assembly. Lineage: Eukaryota; Metazoa; Nematoda; Chromadorea; Rhabditida; Strongylidae.